This is a messenger RNA of Microtus ochrogaster (prairie vole), 826 nucleotides long. RefSeq names its product C-type lectin domain containing 7A (gene Clec7a). Lineage: Eukaryota; Metazoa; Chordata; Mammalia; Rodentia; Cricetidae. The record is from RefSeq and is a predicted model, not a curated record. Gene Ontology annotation, biological process: regulation of canonical NF-kappaB signal transduction; innate immune response; positive regulation of cytokine production involved in immune response. Gene Ontology annotation, cellular component: cell surface. Gene Ontology annotation, molecular function: pattern recognition receptor activity; (1->3)-beta-D-glucan binding.
CCUCAUCCUGGAAGUUAUUAAAUUGGAAAGAACAUUCAAGUGCUCUGCCUACUGAAGCCCUACGAAGCAAUGAAAUAUCACUCUCAUCCAGAGAAUCUAGAUGAAGAUGGAUAUACUCAAUUAGACUUCAGGACUCGAGGCAUCCACAAAAGACCCGAAGGAUCAGAGAAAGGAAGCCAGGCUUCAUCUCCUCCUUGGCGGCCUAUUGUGGUGGCUUUGGGAAUCCUGUGCUUGGUUGCACUAGUGGUUGCUUCAGUCCUGGGUGUCCUAGCAUUUUGGAGAUUCAAUUCAGGGAGAAAUCCAGAGGAGAAAGAAAACUUCCCGUCAAGAAAUAAGGAGAACCACAAACCCACAAAAUCAUCUUUAGAUGAGAAGUUGGCUCCCUCCAAGGCAUCCCAGACUACAGAACAUUUUUCUGGGCCUUGCCCCCCUAACUGGGUCAUACACGAGAAGAGCUGUUAUCUAUUUAAGAUGUCACGAAAUUCCUGGGCUGGAAGUAAGAGACAUUGCUCCCAGUUAGGUGCUCAUCUACUGAAGAUAGACAACUCAAAAGAAUUUGAGUUCAUUGAAAGCCAAACAUCUUCUCACCAUAUUAAUUCAUUUUGGAUCGGCCUUUCCCGUAACCAGACUGAAGGGCCUUGGUUCUGGGAGGAUGGCUCACCAUUCAUUCCCAACUCGUUUCAAGUCAGAGAUACAGCUUCCAAGGAAAGCUUACUGCACAACUGUGUAUGGAUUCAUGGGUCAGAGGUCUUCAACCAAAUCUGUAAUAUUUCCACAUUCAGUAUCUGUGAGAAGCAACUAUAAAUGAAAGAAUGGAGAUGAAGAA